AUGAGGCGGGUGGGGACCCGCAGCAAGCUGAAAAGGCGGAAAGAUUUCUCCAAGCCUUCUGCAAAUUCUGCCUGCAUGCGAUGGCUGCGUGUCACUGAAGACAACUCUACCACAUUUGCUCUGUCAAUCCUGGUGCGGGACAGUGGCCUACCAUCACUCUCCUCUACUGCCACAAUCCAUGUGCAUGUGAUAGAACUACCUCCAAAGGUAGCUCCUGACCCCAAGCGUAUUAUCAGGCCUGACAGUCCCCUAAUGUUUUCCACGGUUACUCUCUACCUUAUCAUUGCCUUGUGUGCCACAACGUUUGUAUUCCUCGUCACUAUCUUUGUUCUGGCCAUUGUACGUUGCCAUGCCUACUGCACACAACCUGGCUCUUGCUCUCCAUGUUGCGUAUCCAAGAAGAGUAUGCCAGAGGGAGGUACAUCCUCAGGUGGUGGUGGAGGAAGAGCUACGAGUGGAGCUGGUGGAGGAGGUGGGGCCAGUGGAGGGCAGCCAAACAGUAACAUGGCCCUGCGGCGUGACCUCAAAGUGGAACCGCAUUAUAUUGAAGUGCGGGGAAAUGGGUCCUUGACUAAAACGUACUGUUACAAGACAUGCUUGACUGCAACAUCAGGAAGCGACACUUUUAUGUUCUACAACACCGGCCGGCCUCAGAGUGGCACGUGGGGCUCAGGCUAUGUCACCAGUCACAGUGGACAGAGCCAGAUUUUUGUGCGGCGUCUCAGUAUGCCAGAUGCAAGUGCCAUUCAGCCCAAGGCACCAGGUUCGGACUGGAGAUACUCAGCCUCUCUGAGAGCAGGAGGUGUAAUGCAAAGUUCAGUGCACAUGGAAGAGUCCUCAGUCAUGCAAGGAGCCCAGGGCGUCCUGGUUCAAAACUGGCCAACUGCAUCCAGUGCUGCUGAUGGUGAAGGAGGAGAGGUUUCACCGCCCAUGGGUGCCGGCGUAGACAGCAACAGCUGGCACUUUCGCUACGGCCCAGGUGGUCCUGGUGCACCCCCACAGCAUUUGAAGCCUGGUGAAGUUCCCCCAGAAGCAUUCAUCAUUCCUGGCUCGCCCGCAAUAAUAUCCAUCAGACAGAACCAAGGAGGAGAGGAUGACAAGAGUGAUUUUAUCACUUUUGGAAAGAAGGAAGAGGCCAAGAAGAAAAAGAAGAAGAAGAAGGAGAAGAAAGACAAGAAGGAUAAGGGAAAGGAUGAUGAUGAGUAG
Messenger RNA from Menidia menidia (Atlantic silverside), 1206 nucleotides. NCBI's taxonomy places the organism in Eukaryota, Metazoa, Chordata, Actinopteri, Atheriniformes, Atherinopsidae. The record is from the annotation of a GenBank genome assembly.